AUGGUGGACUUAUCCUUAUCUAUCACUUUAGAUGCAAUCAGGAAUAAGUCUGUUAAGACUACUGACGAGGGAAAAAGGAAAAGAGAAGAGGAGAGCUCUCAUCGAUCUGACAAGAAGAAAAAGGGAAAUUCUAAGCACAAGAAAAAUUUCGAGUUCAAGAAAAACUCGAGUCAGUCUGAUAAAGACCCAAAUGCAGUAACUGCAGAAAGCGUCAUUCUGGAAAAUACCAAGAGUCACAAGACUUUAGAAUGCAAGGAGUUGAAGAACGCAACUUGUUACAACUGUAACGAGGAAGGGCACAUCAAAACCAAUUCCCCAAAACUUGCAAAGAAGCCUGAAGAGGCCAAGAAAACAAACGCGCGAGUCUUCCAAAUGAACGCCCAAGAGGCGGUACAUAAUGAUAACGUCAUAACAGUUGGUGUUGGGGACCAAGUCUCGAGUAUGACAAACUCGGAUAAGACAACCGUCAAUCGCGUCAUUGAUGGUGCGACUCAUGCUAAUGAUGCUACAAUUGUGAACCUCAAAAUUAACAGAGAUGUUCUCCAAGCUAUGAUUGACGCAGCUGUUGGAAAAGCUAUUAGAAAGGUCAUGAAAAAGUUCAAAGAGCCAAAUGCUACUUUCUCCAAAUCCCAUUUAAAACCACACUUCAUUACUCACGAGAAGGAUCUUAUUCAUGCCUCGAGUGCAAAGAAUGAACCAAAAAGGAAAAGGGAGAAAGAUAACUCCAAGACUUCUAAGAAAAAGGGGAAGCUAGAGCUUAAUAAGAACCAACAAAAGUCCAAUAAGAAACUUGUAUGCAAGACAUGCUAUAAAAGACACUGGGGACAGUGUCGAAUGGAACAAAGGCCAAGACCGUGUGGCAUCUGUAAAAGUACUAGUCAUCCGUCUCACGAAUGUAGGGACAUAAAGAAUGCAGUCUGCUUCGGCUGUGGCGAGAAAGGCCACAUCAAGACUACAUGCCCUAAAUCUGUCAAGGGAUGUAUGGUUAAGAAUAAAAAGCCUAAGAAUGAAAGCGCUUAA
This is a messenger RNA of Helianthus annuus (common sunflower), 1020 nucleotides long. RefSeq lists its product as uncharacterized. The record is from RefSeq and is a predicted model, not a curated record. Gene Ontology annotation, molecular function: zinc ion binding; nucleic acid binding. The coding region runs from base 1 to 1020 and encodes 339 amino acids. The transcript is spliced from 3 exons. Lineage: Eukaryota; Viridiplantae; Streptophyta; Magnoliopsida; Asterales; Asteraceae.